UAUGAACUCAAAUAUUCCCUUGUCGGUCAUCGUAUGUCCGUGUCGAGUGUUAAAUUCUCUCCAGACGGCAAAUGGCUGGCUAGUUGCUCUGCGGAUAAAACUGUAAAAAUCUGGCAUGCAUUGGAUGGAAAAUACGAAGCAACAUUAGAGGGACACACACAGGGCCUUUCUGAUGUUGCGUGGGCAUCAGAUUCCCAAAGUCUGUGCUCUGCAUCAGACGACAAGACAAUUCGUAUCUGGAGCUUGAGCACAAGAGAAACAGCAAAAGUACUGAGAGGUCACUCCAACUAUGUCUUUUGUGUCAACUACAACCCUCAAUCAAAUCUUAUUGUCUCUGGCUCGUUUGAUGAAAGUAUCAAGAUCUGGGAUGUAAAGAAGGGUAAAUGUAUGAAGACAUUGCCAGCACAUUCAGACCCUGUAUCAGCCGUUCAUUUUAACCGAGACGGGACAAUGAUUGUGUCCUGCAGUCAUGACGGUCUGAUUCGCAUCUGGGAUACGGCUAGUGGGCAAUGUUUGAAAACUCUUGUAGAUGAUGACAAUCCGCCAGUUUCAUUUGUUAAAUUCUCGCCCAACGGUAAAUAUAUUUUGGCAUCCACUUUGGAUAAUACACUCCGUCUCUGGAAUUACCACACCGGAAAAUGCUUAAAGACGUAUCGUGGACACGAGAACAACAAGUACUGUAUCUUUGCAAGCUUCAGUGUCACUGGUGGCAAGUGGAUUGUUAGUGGCAGUGAGGACCAUUCUAUCUACAUCUGGAACCUCCAAACAAAGGAAAUUGUUCAGAAAUUGGAGGGUCAUUCAGAUGUUGUUCUCUGUAUUGCCUGCCACCCAACUAUGAAUAUUAUUGCAUCAGGGUCCAUUGACAAGGACAAGUCAGUGAAACUUUGGUUUGACAAAUCGCAACCACUUGCAUAAUAACAUCUUUUACAAUCUUGGCACGUCUGGGUCUCGUUAAAGAACGCUUUUAUCUCUCUCUCUCUCUCUCUCUCUCUCUCUCUCUCUACUUUCUUCUUUUUUCUUUCCUUCAAGCGCAUGCAUCUCCAUACUAUUUAUAUAUAUAAAAAGGGUUCUUUGAUCUUUACAGAAACAGAUCUCGGAACAAAGAUAU
Phycomyces blakesleeanus NRRL 1555(-) is the source of this 1108-nucleotide messenger RNA. RefSeq lists its product as hypothetical. The transcript has 7 exons. Gene Ontology annotation, cellular component: Set1C/COMPASS complex. Gene Ontology annotation, molecular function: histone binding. The record is from RefSeq and is a predicted model, not a curated record. Lineage: Eukaryota; Fungi; Mucoromycota; Mucoromycetes; Mucorales; Phycomycetaceae. Bases 34 to 915 code for a protein of 293 amino acids.